Molecule: messenger RNA, 3164 nt
Organism: Punctularia strigosozonata HHB-11173 SS5
Lineage: Eukaryota; Fungi; Basidiomycota; Agaricomycetes; Corticiales; Punctulariaceae
Product: AIP3-domain-containing protein
Exons: 4
Coding region: 76-3117 (1013 amino acids)
Biological process (GO): establishment of cell polarity
Cellular component (GO): cytoplasm; cell tip
Molecular function (GO): cytoskeletal regulatory protein binding
Source: RefSeq, a predicted model, not a curated record
CUUGCAUACUCCGGCCCAUUUACUGUGGCUUGACCAUCCCUUUGAAUAUCCACCAGCCCUCCUUUCCGUCUCGCCAUGUCUUCACCAAGAACCCCGGGAUCGCCGCCCAGUCAGCCAUAUCAGCAAGGACAUGUAUCUCGUCGGGACAACCAGUCCGUCUCCUCCUCGUACUCUGCGUCGUCGUCGACGGCUAGAAAUGAUCGUGGCACGCGUACAAGGGGUAAUCAACCAGCAGUUGAAUCGGCGGUGACGCGUUUACUGGUCUCCAUCAAGAGCCUCCUCGAGUACCUCACUCUAUGGAGCAAUUUAGAGAAGUCGGAAUCUGAAGUUAGCGAUGUAUAUGUACGGCUGGGAAACGACUUCAACGCGGCCGUGUCUGCGUUCGGUGUUUAUGACAUCGACAUGAGCGAAUUGAUCACUGUCCCGGAUGACCUUCGCACUGUACUUGAAGAGUGUCUUUCUGAGGAAGCGACGCCGAAGAAUCUUGACAAAUACCUGCCUACUGUCCGGCAAAUCAUCACUCGUCUCCUCCAGGGGUUGCGCAACAAGCAGUCGCUGUAUCGCAAGAAUAUAUCAGAACAUCGCCAUCGUUCUUCCGCAUCGUCGGGACAUGACCGCACGGACAGCAGGUCGUCUCGCGCCACUGAACGAUCAUCUCGCGCCACUGAACGAUCAUCUCGCGGUGUGGACGGGCCAUUCCCCACGCGUAGCCGGACAGCGACCGAAGAGGGUACUAUGCGUAGGAGUACGGCAUCAACGCGAAGUCGUCGCAAGGACUCGGAAGGAGCUCCCAUGCCUUCUAGAGAGGCCGAUGACGAACCGUUUGUUGGGGGGUUCGUGAACCCUUCUCCAUCGGGCAUACCACAGCAUCCCCCGCCUCGAAGUGACAGCUACUUCAGUGUGCGUUCUGAUCCCCCGGGUGAUGGCACACCUCAUACCCGGAGCAUGUCCAGCGCAAGUAACGGGGCACCGUCUCGAACGCCUACAGCGGACAGCUCGCAACUGCCGCCACCUCCGCCACCUAUACAACAAGCCCCUGCUCAUGUCAAGCGAUACUCAUUGGUCGAUAAGCCAAGCACUCCGCCGGCCGUUGUAGUCGUGGAGUCGCCCAGCGAUGAACCCCCGAUUUCAAUAUCACCUCCUCCAGAGACUCCUUCCGCCGAGGGACCUCAACAAAUCCCUGCCAUGGCUAGUUCUCUCGCCGCUCUGAAGAAAAGCGACACUUUGGAACGACGGGCGUCAAAACGGUUCUCCAUGUACAAUAUAUCGAAGAUGACAGGCGGGUCAAUACGCAGUCCAGGCCAAGGGAACCGUCGCUCGAUGGCUGCUGCAUCCAACGCCCUUACUCCCGGGGAGCUCGCUGUACUCACCGAGGCCGAUGAGGGUGAGGAGGUUACGCCGAAGAAGGACACAUCUCAAAGUCGCUCUCGGGGACAUUCACCGGACGCGCCGCCGGUGCCUCCGUUGCCUAAGCCUCCAUCGGUCGUCGACCCAUCUCCUGCACCAGAGGCAACCGCAGAGCCCUCCCUGUUGCCCAACGGAAUGAGCAUCACUGGACCCCCGCAGACUUCCGUUGGGCCGUCGACGCUGACUCCUCCGCCAUCAUCAAGUACAUCUUCGCAUUUGACUGUCUUCCUCCAAGUAGGUCGAGACGUCAAGAAGGUUACCAUGGACCAUGGGUGUUCUUUUUCUUCUCUGAGGAUGCUUUUCGUCGACAAGUUCGCCUAUAGCCCUGGGCAAGGAGAUUUUCCGGCUAUAUACAUUCGUGAUCCAUCGAGCGGUGUACAGUACGAGUUGGAGGAUAUGGACGAGGUCAAGGAUCGGUGUCUGCUCUCGCUCAACAUCGAACCUCUCGACCAGAUCAAGCAACAUAUUGAUACACAGAUUGCCAGCUUGGCGCAAGACAUCAAGGAUCUCAAGUCGAGCGUAUCAAACAAUCGAAGAAUGUCCUCUGCACUACCACCCAUCGUCGGCCAGGCGUUCGAUGCGUCUACUCCGGGACCAACGAGACCAACAGACCGGCAACUGGCACACGUUGCUCGUCGCUUGUCGCGUAUAGUCGAUGAGGAGUCUGCAUCGUCUUCUGCAGCCCCUGUUUCUUCCCAAUUCACAGCCGCUCUCGUGCCUCAGAUGACAGGCGUCUCCGUCCUUUCCGAGAAUGCGACACGUAUUGUGUCUGACCUGCGAACGCAGUUCGACGAGGUUCAAAACCUGCGUCGAGAUCUGGGCGUUAUGCGCCAGGUCUAUACCGAUUUCAUCAAGCAGACCAAAGAUUCUCUUGGCCAUCUCCGAGCACAAACACAGAACGUGCGCCAGCUCGCAUCAGCCAAGGUCGGUGGCGCGCGUGCGUAUAUCGACUCGGGCAAGGCGAAUCUCGAUCAGCGUAGCCAGACGGUACUCACGAAGAUGGAGGAGCUGCAGGAUCUGGUGGAGAGCGUGAAGGACGAUGUUCUCAAGAAGAACGUUCGCCCCAAGCCUGGUUUACUGAAGAACAUCAAGGAGGACAUGGAGGCCGUGGCGACCGAGCUCUCUAGCCUCGAAGAACAUAUCAAGACCGUCAAGCCAAUGUGGAAGAAGACUUGGGAAGAGGAACUACAGAACAUCGUCGAGGAACAGCAGUUUUUACAUCACCAGGAAGAGUUCAUGGGCGACCUGCUCGAGGACCACAAGGCGGUGACGGAGGUGUGGGGCCACGUCGAGAAAGUCCUCUCCGUUCGAGGCAACAGUACCAGCGGGCGAGGAGGAAAGGCGCGAGGUUACCGUCCUCCCCCACCUCCCGAGGAAGGUGGUGGUGGUUUGACCUCCGUCAUGAUGGAGAUACGCAGCGCAGCUGUUGACCCGGAACGGAGGAUGAAAGCUAUCGCCGCUAACCAGAAGAAUCGGGAGAAGGAGCUCUCAAGUCGUUCGGACGAGUUCCAGGAAGAGUUGACCGGCUUCGUGCAGGGGAAGAAGUUGAAGAUGACUGGGGGUGCGGAGGAGACGGAACGGUUGAGACAGAAGCGGAACGACAUGGCAUUGAAGGCUAUGUUUACCGGUGGCGGGACUCCGACGCUUGGCAGUAGCGCGCCUCCGUCACCUGCGAAAGAGGACGAGGUCAAUCCGGAGGAGGCCUCAUGAAGAGCAUCAUGCAGAUACGCCCCUGGCUCAGGCAUGAGUUACAUAGC